CUAAUCUGAUUAAAAUAACUAAAUGAUCGGACGGUGGAGAAAUUAAUGAUGUAGAAAAACUUGAAACAGCAAGUCAAGAAUCAUAUUUGUGGCUCUUGUUUCUCUCCAUCCAAACCACAACACCAGCCAAACCUCGUCCACAGCAUAACCGUUCAACUCCAAAAUCAUUAGCAUCCAUCAGAGAGAGAAGCCCGAGCCAAUUCCUAUGGCUGCUGCUGCUUCACUUUCUGCAAAUCAAGGUUUACUCGGAACAUCCUUCUAUGGUGCUUGGGGAAACUCAAUCUCAGGCGAUGAUUACCACACCAUGCUCGCCAAAACGGCGCCACCUAAACAAGCUAAAGUCUCACGAAAACCCAUCAGAGUACAACCAAUGAUGAAGAAUGUCAACGAAGGCAAAGGUUUAUUCGCACCACUUGUCGUUGUCACUAGGAACGUAGUAGGCAAGAAGAGGUUUAAUCAGCUUAGAGGCAAAGCCAUUGCUUUACACUCUCAGGUGAUUACAGAGUUCUGUAAAUCGAUAGGAGCUGAUGCGAAGCAGAGACAAGGAUUGAUUAGGCUUGCUAAGAAGAAUGGAGAGAGGCUUGGAUUCCUCGCUUGAUUCAGAAUCUUCUUCUUGUUCCUGUCUAGAUGUAUUUUGUUCAAACCUCUCUUAAUACAGAAACUCCCAUUCUCAUUCUGAAAGUUGUAUCAAUAUCACUCUUGAAACCAUAUGAUUCUUACAUAACAAACAAUAACACAAUUGUUAAGUUA
Messenger RNA from Raphanus sativus (radish), 750 nucleotides. Its product is annotated as protein PROTON GRADIENT REGULATION 5, chloroplastic. Gene Ontology annotation, molecular function: electron transfer activity. Bases 206 to 598 code for a protein of 130 amino acids. Gene Ontology annotation, cellular component: chloroplast. The record is from RefSeq and is a predicted model, not a curated record. The transcript is spliced from 2 exons. Lineage: Eukaryota; Viridiplantae; Streptophyta; Magnoliopsida; Brassicales; Brassicaceae. Gene Ontology annotation, biological process: response to high light intensity; photosynthetic electron transport in photosystem I.